AUGACCAGCAACGCCCAAUUUACCUCCUGGCCCACAUUCCUGCAAGCACUACAAACCCGGUUUGCCCCAUCACAAUAUGAGGACCUCGGUGCCCUGUUCAAACUUACUCAAAAGGGUUCAGUGGCAGCUUACCUAGAUUCGCCGCAAAGCCCAGGCCCAUCAUCCCUGACUCUGGUCCAAUCCGCCGGCCUCACGCGCCUCCAAGAAGAGAAGCUGUCAGACCAUCGCCCGCCACCGCGACCACGACCCCCACCCAUCAUUCCCCCACCUCCUCGUCCCACGAUGCUCCUGCCUCUCUUGCCCUCACCACCUCAACCCCCACCACCCACAGUGAAACGCUUGACUCCAGAUGAACUCACCUCACGCCGGGAGCGUGGGCUGUGUUUCAACUGUGACGAAAGGUACCAUAGAGGGCAUUGUUGCACCUCUAGGGUUUUCCUUCUUAUCGUGGAAGAUGAAGACCCCAGUUGGCCUCAUAUAGACCCUUUCGACCCGACCCAAGACACAAACUCUACAUCUAACCCGAACCCGGCCCAAAUUAGCUUGACCUCGUUAUCGGGCAAUUUGGCACCGGAAACUUUGCGCCUCACAGGCUUUCUUUCCGACCAUCGUAUGAUCCUCCUUGUUGAUGGGAGAAGUACCCACAAUUUUAUCCAGCCUCAAUUAGCUACCGCCCUGAGCUUGCCCUGUCGGACCACUCAAACCCCAUUACGAGUGAUGGCGGGAAAUGGUCAAUACUUGGAGUGCACCAGCCUUUGUGAAUCAGUUUCUUUGACCAUUCAGAACCAUGUCUUCGUCCUCGACCUCCAUGUCCUACCAAUUUCAAGCGCCAAUAUUGUUUUGGGGGUGCAAUGGCUCAAGACUUUGGGGCUAGUCCUCACUGAUUAUGCUACCCUAUGCAUGCAAUUCUUUCAUCAAGGGCGCUUGGUGGAAUUACAGGGCGAGAAUGACACCAACUUGGGUAUUCUCACCAACCCCAGUUUCAGCCUUCCUCCGGCUAGGUCCAUCGAUCAUUAUAUUCACUUGGUCCCAAACUCCCCUCCAGUCAACGUGAGGCCCUACUGUUAUCCUCACUAUCAAAAGCAGGAGAUUGAGCUUCAGGUUGAUUCCAUGCUUCAGAAAGGGCUUAUUCAACCCAGCACGAGCCUCUUCUCGUCGCCGGUGUUGCUUGUCCAGAAGCAGGAUGGUACGUGGAGGUUUUGCAUCGACUACCGUGCUCUUAACGUGGUGACGGUCAGGGAUAGGUUCCCUAUCCCCACCAUUGACGAAUUGCUAUACGAGUUGGGUGGCGCGGAAUGCUUCUCGAAGCUCAAUUUGUUGCAGGGCUACCAUCAUAUUUGGAUACAUGAUGCUGAUAUCCCCAAGCCCACCUUCAGAACCCAUCACAGCCAUUACGAGUUCAAAGUAAUGUUGUUUGGGUUGUGCAACGUGCCAUCUUCCUUCCAAGCCACAAUGAACUUGAUUUUCCGGCCAUACCUCCACCACUUCAUCAUCAUCUUCUUUGACAAUAUCCUCAUAUACAGUGCUUCCUUUGAGGCUCACCUAAGCCAUUUGGAAAUUGCUUUUCAAGUGCUGCUUGACAAUCAUUUUGUUCUAAAAUUGUCUAAAUGUUUCUUUGCGCAGCCCCAGGUGGAGUAUCUCGAACACAUGGUUUCUCGGCGGGGAGUGGAGCCCGUGGCUUCUAAGGUCGCCGCUAUUCAUCAAUGGUCAGUUCCUCGUUCCAUUAAAGCUGUCUGA
This is a messenger RNA of Glycine soja, 1737 nucleotides long. RefSeq lists its product as uncharacterized. The transcript is spliced from 3 exons. NCBI's taxonomy places the organism in Eukaryota, Viridiplantae, Streptophyta, Magnoliopsida, Fabales, Fabaceae. The coding region runs from base 1 to 1737 and encodes 578 amino acids. The record is from RefSeq and is a predicted model, not a curated record.